AUGCAUCCUACUACAACCCCUCCUCCAUCUACGAUAAACGAUCUCUUGCUCAUCUCUCAGUUGUCCAUCUCCUCCCAUCUUGUCUCAUCUCAUGCAUCGCUAUUACAACAGAAACUCGCUGCUGCUCAACGUUCACAACACUUAGCCGGUCUGAGGCUCCAGCUACGAACCACUUUGGCAGAAGGCAAACGACGACGCAAAACUACCAGCAUGAUGGACGAAAUCGAGUUGCAGCUCUGUCUGAGCAUAGAUCCGACGCCAGCUCGGGAUCCUACUGCAACGGACGAGAACCAGAAACCGAAACAGACCACGCCACUCGUUAAACACAAGCCGCAGCUCCAGAUCCUAGGCGCAAAGAGGCCAGCGGACAGUCUAGAGUAUGAUGGCGAUGUUGACAAAGAAGCGCAGACGAGCGCUCUGCACCUAGCCCAUUCCCUCAACCCGGCAUACAAAGAUGAAGACCGCGUUGAGAGAAAAGACAAGAUAGACCAUGACGCAGAUCUAAAUCCAGACCUUGCACGCCCAGGACCCUUCCACCUCCCACCGCGCAAGAAAGUCCGGACUUCGUUCUCAUUCACUACUCCGGAGUCAACCUCACCAUGCCAGGCCAUGGCCGGAGACGAUCCAGAUCCAGACCCAAGCCCAAGCCCAAACACAAUCCACAACACCACGCCAGCCAGCGAGUCCUUCAGCUCGCAGCCGUACUUCGCCCAUCCUGCUUCAAUGCCGCAGCCGCAAGCCUCAUCUCCAUUCCCGCAGUUCUCUGAAAGACCGGGACCGGAGGCGGGGGCAGGUGCAUACAUGCCCGCAUUGCUAGAUAGUUUGUUGACUGAAGUCCAUCCGCAUUCGGAGCUGGGAUCUGGAACGCGGCAAUCACAUUACUUUGAGAUCUACGAGGAUCCAGACGACAUGGAUAUUGAUGGCGUGGGGUACUUCGAUCUCGAUGCCGUGGUGUGUAUGUCGCCGGACGAGGAUAAGGAGAAUGAGAAUACUCAAGAGCGGGGGAGCCAGGGGAGCCAGGGUCAGAACCAGAACCAGAACCAGAACCAGAACCAGAGCCAGAAUCAGAAUCAGAAUCAGAAUCAGAACCGGGAAAGUCAUACGCGUCAGGAGCAGCAGGGUCAGAGGUAG
Molecule: messenger RNA, 1131 nt
Organism: Aspergillus mulundensis
Lineage: Eukaryota; Fungi; Ascomycota; Eurotiomycetes; Eurotiales; Aspergillaceae
Exons: 2
Coding region: 1-1131 (376 amino acids)
Source: RefSeq, a predicted model, not a curated record